This is a messenger RNA of Populus euphratica (Euphrates poplar), 1202 nucleotides long. RefSeq names its product ADP-ribosylation factor-related protein 1-like. The coding region runs from base 93 to 725 and encodes 210 amino acids. Gene Ontology annotation, cellular component: Golgi apparatus. Gene Ontology annotation, biological process: Golgi to plasma membrane protein transport; protein localization to Golgi apparatus; intracellular protein transport. Gene Ontology annotation, molecular function: GTPase activity; GTP binding. The transcript is spliced from 6 exons. The record is from RefSeq and is a predicted model, not a curated record. NCBI's taxonomy places the organism in Eukaryota, Viridiplantae, Streptophyta, Magnoliopsida, Malpighiales, Salicaceae.
AGAGGAAUCUGUUUAAAAUUGUGAAAUCUUGAUUCUUUGAGACUUGAAUAUUAGAAGGAAGAAACGAAUUGAUAAGAUUAGACAACACAGAGAUGUUCUCGUUGUUUUAUGGCCUUUGGAAGUAUAUAUUUAGUAAGACAGAGUUUCAUGUGCUCAUUCUUGGAAUCGACAAGGCUGGGAAGACGACAUUGCUGGAGAAAUUGAAGUCAGUGCACUCGAAUUUGGAAGGCCUUCCUCCUGAUCGAAUUAUUCCUACUGUUGGACUAAAUAUUGGUCGUAUUGAAGUGGCAAAUUCAAAACUGGUGUUUUGGGAUCUAGGAGGUCAGCCUGGUCUUCGCUCAAUUUGGGAGAAAUAUUACGAAGAGGCACAUGCUGUGAUUUAUGUAAUUGAUGCUGCUUGCCCAUCACGUUUUGAAGAUGCAAAAUCCGCGUUGGAAAAGGUUCUUAGGCACGAUGAUCUGCAGGGAGCCCCUCUUUUGAUAUUAGCAAACAAGCAGGAUCUUACUGAUGCUGCAUCAGCAGAAGAGCUUGCUCGAUAUCUAGACCUUAAGAAGCUGGAUGAAAGGGUUUACAUUUUUGAAGCUGUUUCAGCAUAUGAUGGAUUGAUAUUUGAUUGCAGGAUGGGGAUCAAAGAAAGUGUAGAAUGGCUCGUGGAGGUAAUGGAACGAAGCAAGAGAACUGAGAUGUUAAGAGCCCGUGCUGGUGUAACUGGCCCAGGUACUUAGAGACUGUCUGAUGCAGUUGUUUCUCCUGCUUUUUGUAGCAGCUGUAAAUAAACAGAGAUUGGAUUUGAUUUUACACGACACAGAGUCCAUCCAUUUUUCAAUCUCCCCUGCAGCAGCACACCUUCUUAUCUACCAGCCCAGUGCCUGUUUUUUGACUGCUAAAUGUUCAGAAGACUUUAAUUCUAUUCUUACACUGCAAUGGAGCAAGUCAGAGGAGGGAGGACACUCCAUAUCUGCUAAGAAUGAUCAAGGUUGUUGGUGCAUUAUGUUACUGCAUUUGCCUUUUGAAAUGCUUCUACUACCAAAAUUUAAAAUAGCCGAGGUGCAUUAAUGUCCUCAUAUAAAGGUAUUAGAGGAGUUCAAGAUAUCAAUUGUUCCAUUUUACCCAAGAAUUCUAAUUAUUGUUCAUAAAUUGAAACCCACAAGAUGUACUUAACAGAUUCAAGUUCGUGGAAUGUGUGCCUUGUUGGCUUGUUC